GGACAGAAGCAGAGAAUACAGAUUGCUCGUGCUCUUUACCAAGAUGCUGAUGUUUACCUGUUUGAUGAUCCGUUCAGUGCUGUGGAUGCUCAUACCGGAUCCCAUCUCUUCAAUGAAUGUAUAAUGGGGCUAUUGAAUUCAAAAACAGUUUUAUAUGUUACACAUCAAGUGGAGUUUUUGCCUGCUGCGGAUUUGAUCUUGGUCAUGAAAGAUGGAAGGAUCAGUGAAGCUGGGAAAUACAAUGAUCUUCUCAAAUUAGGUAGUGACUUCAUGGAACUUGUGGGUGCUCACCAAGAAGCUUUAACAGCAAUUGACACAGUUAAGGGAGAAGCAUUGAGAAAGAGUGAGGAAAUGACUGGUGAUAAUACAAAUGUACAGAAGGAUAAAAAUAUUUCAGAUGGCCAAAAUGGUAAAGUGGAUGAUAUUGUUGGAACAAAGGGACAAAUUGUUCAGGAGGAGGAAAGAGAGAAAGGUAGUGUUGGUUUUUCAGUUUACUGGAAAUAUAUAACAACUGCAUAUGGAGGUGCUCUUGUGCCAUUUAUGCUGUUGGCACAAGUUGGUUUUCAGCUCCUUCAAAUUGGAAGCAAUUAUUGGAUGGCGUGGGCAACUCCCGUCUCAAAGAGUGAGCCACCUCCUGUUGGGAGUUCUACUCUCAUCAUUGUCUAUGUUGCUUUAGGAAUUGCAAGUGCUUUAUGCAUCCUUGCUAGAACCAUGCUUCUUGUUACCGCUGGAUAUAAGACAGCCUCUUUGCUUUUCCAUAAAAUGCAUCUUUGCAUUUUCCGUGCUCCAAUGUCCUUCUUCGAUGCCACACCGAGUGGGCGGAUUCUAAACAGAGCAUCGACAGAUCAAAGUGCAGUUGAUCUGAAUGUUCCCUUUCAAGUUGGAUCCUUUGCCUUCACAAUAAUACAGCUUUUAGGAAUUAUUGGAGUAAUGUCACAAGUUGCAUGGCAGGUCUUCAUUGUCUUUAUUCCGGUCAUUGCAGUUUGCAUCUGGUUGGAGCAAUAUUACAUACCAUCAGCACGAGAACUGGCACGGCUAAAUGGGACAUGCAAAGCUCCAGUAAUACAGCACUUUGCCGAGACAAUUUCAGGAUCAAGCACAAUUAGAAGUUUCGAUCAGGAAUCUAGAUUCCAGGACACAAGUAUGAAAUUGAUAGACAAUUAUUCUCGGCCUAAGUUUCACAUCGCUGCUGCAAUGGAGUGGCUUUGUAUGCGUUUGGAUAUGUUAUCUCUGAUCACUUUUGCUUUCUCUUUGAUUUUCUUGAUCUCUCUCCCUGUUGGAACAAUUGACCCAAGUAAGUUCUCUAUCUUCAUGUUUUCUUUCCUUGAAGUUUGUUGUGUCNUCCUUGACGAGGCUACAGCAUCUGUCGACACUGCAACUGAUAAUCUUAUUCAGCAAACUCUAAGGCUGCACUUCUCUGAUUCCACGGUUAUAACCAUUGCUCAUAGGAUUACAUCUGUGCUUGACAGUGAUAUGGUCCUACUAUUAGAUCACGGGCUCAUUGCUGAAUACGACACUCCAGCCAGGUUGUUAGAGAACGAAUCCUCAUUGUUUGCUAAGCUCGUGGCAGAGUAUAGUAUGAGGUCAAAUUCAAGUUUUGAGAAUGUUUCAGACAUGUGAGUCUCAAACUAAUCUUCGUUAAUAAUGUUACACGACGAUGAUGAUGAAAAUUAGGGGACUCUAGACGAGUACCUUAGUCGAUAGUGUUGAGUUUCCGUCUGGGGACAUCAUAGCUUGAACAAGAACCAGCGAAAUGCAGGUCAUGCCUGUGGCUUGAGGGAAACUGCAACAAUCCUAUGGCAGGGAAAGAAACCUAUAUCUAGUGGCAUUUGUUUUUGUUUAGACUUUUUGAUGAGAAAAUGUAUACGUAACUUUGUGUUUACAAUAAUUUGAAUGUAUGUUGAGUCAAGUGAUUAGUUAGUUAAGAGUGCACGGAUUUUGCUCCUUCUGGGUAAAAGAAGUAACCUUUUUGUUGAGAGUUGAAAGUGAAAUUACUAGUGUCGAAUUUUGCCGUAUAAGCUAAAUGAAACACUUUUACGAUAAACUCCUUGUGUAACAAAGGAAAAAUUCAUUGGGAAGACUAGCUGUUUAUGUUUCA
Nicotiana tabacum (common tobacco) is the source of this 2098-nucleotide messenger RNA. Lineage: Eukaryota; Viridiplantae; Streptophyta; Magnoliopsida; Solanales; Solanaceae. The record is from RefSeq and is a predicted model, not a curated record.